Messenger RNA from Astrephomene gubernaculifera, 3972 nucleotides. The record is from the annotation of a GenBank genome assembly. NCBI's taxonomy places the organism in Eukaryota, Viridiplantae, Chlorophyta, Chlorophyceae, Chlamydomonadales, Astrephomenaceae.
CGCUGCUACCAAGGCGAAAGUGCGGCGCUUUUAUUGAGAAUCAUGUUUUACUAAGCGCUGCAGUAUCACCUUUCUCCUUGCAUCUUCUCCUGUCUAGUCUACGCGUUCCACAAGGCCUUGCAAGCUUAAGUUCACAAUGCAAUCAUCGCUCUAGUAACGCUUGGCAGUUGUCUAUUAGCGGUGUCCUUGAUAGGCUCGCGCCAUUUGAGUGAGCAUACACCGCUUGAACCACCAGCCAUGAAACAAAAGAGCAUCGGAGCAUUUUUUACAGGAGCGAAGCCAGCCGCAAAGGAUUCUGCGAAAGGGACCUCCGUUAAGGCAGCGGAGCCCAAGGUGCAGGACAAAAAGGAACCCGCGAACGAGCAGGAUGCUCAUGCCGAGCAGUUGGAGGAUAGCUUAAAGCCUGCUCGCAAGCGCCUCCGACGCACGGUCAUCGAAGAUGAGGAUGACGACGGUGAGCAAACAGCUGCCCCUGCUGUUGCGUCAUCGGGAGCGACAGGCGUAGCACAGCCCGCGUCAGCGAUGGAAGAUGGGGACGAGCCCUCGAAGGAGAAGAAGCAGCCCGCCACGGCCGACGCGUCACCACCCUCAGCGUCUCCCAGCGCUGCCGCUCCCGUUGCUGCUGCCCUCAGCCCAUCUAAAGCUGCUGCUGCUACUGCCGCUAAGCCCAGCACCACAACCGCACCCUUAGCAUCCAUCUUCCAACGCCCCGCGGCUCGGAAGGCUGCAGCAGCUGCUGCUGCUGCUGCUGCUGCGGGCUCCAGUCCUGCUCGUCCCAGCGGCAAGACGCAGCCUGCAGCGGGCUCUGCAUCCGCCCAAGCGGGCCCAAGCAGCGGCAAGGCAGCUAGCAAAGCCGCCGCCACAGCUGCUCCCAGCCCCAGGAAAACAACGGCAACUGCUGCUGCUGUUGCUGCGCCUCCUGAGGACGGGAAGAAGGAAACGAAAGAGGAUGACAAGGACAAGGAGGAGGAGCAGAAGGCUAAGCCCGCACCUGCCUCUGAGAGCAAGAAGAAGGAGAAGAAGCCCAAGGCGAAGUCCGAGGACGAGGAAGCAAGCGGGGAGGAGGACAUUGAGGACGAUGAGGAGGAGGAGGAUGGCGAGGACCCCAUUUCAGACAGUGACGAGGAUGCGGGAGGAGAGGUAAACGAGAUCCUGCCGUUGGGAGGAGGUGAUGCAGGGGACAAGAAGAAGAAGAAGGACGGCGCAAAGCGCGCUGCAAAGGCGGCGAGCAAGGCCGCCAAGGGCGAGAAGAUGGAGGGUGUGGGCACGGGCGCCCUGGCCGCCGCCUCCAAGUACGCGGCUGCUGACAUCGCCUCGCUCAUCACGUGGAAGCCCGGGUCACCGGUGCCGUACUCGCUGCUGGCCAACACAUUCGAGGCCAUCGCCGAAACCACCAAGCGGCUGGAGAUCGUGGCGCUGCUGGUGUCCGCCUUCCGCGCCAUCCUCGCCACCACCCCGGCUGACCUGCUGCCCGCUACCUACCUAUGUGUGAACCGAGUGGCGCCUGCUCACACGGGGAUCGAGCUGGGCAUUGGAGAGGCGACACUCAUUCGGGCGCUGUGUGAGGCCACCGGCAAGAACGAGGCGAGCAUCAAGAAGGCCUAUGAAGCCAGCGGAGACCUGGGGGUGGUGGCAGUGGGCGCCCGCAGCACUCAACGCACCAUGUUCCAGCCGCCUCCGCUCACCAUUGCCAGCGUGCUCAAGUCCUUCCGGGACAUUGCGCAGACGGCCGGCAACCGCAGUGUGGACAACAAGCGCGGCAUGAUCGUCAAGAUGCUGGCGGCGGCCAAGGGCAACGAAGCGGGCUACAUCAUCCGAUCGCUGCAGGCCAAGCUGCGUAUCGGUCUGGCGGAGCAGAGUGUGCUGGUGGCGCUGGCUCAUGCGGUCCAUCUGCACCGCGAGGGCGUGAAGGAGCGGGAGGGGCGGCUGGCGGAGCGGCUGGAGGCGGCAGCGCAGGUGGUGAAGCAGGCGUACAGCGAGUGCCCGUCGUACGAUGUGCUCAUCCCUGCCCUCCUGGAGCAGGGCACGGCGGACCUGCUGACCCGCUGCCACUUCAUGCCCGGGGUGCCGGUGAAGCCCAUGCUGGCAAAGGCCACCAACAGUGUGGGUGAGGUGCUGGAGAAGUUCACGGAUUCCGAGUUCACGGUGGAGUACAAGUACGACGGCGAGCGGGCGCAGGUGCAUGUGGUGGAUGCGGGCAAGACCGUGCACAUAUUCAGCAGGAACGCGGAGAACAACACGCCCAAGUACCCGGACAUUGUUGCCCGGCUGCGGGGGCUGCUGAAGCCGCACGUGCAGUCCAUUGUGUUUGACAGCGAGGCGGUGGCGUACGACCCGGACAGGAAGAAGAUCCUGCCGUUCCAGGUGCUGUCGACGCGCGCUCGCAAGGACGUGUCGGUGGGCGAGAUCAAGGUGCAGGUGGUGCUGUUCGCCUUCGACUGCCUCUACCUGAAUGGCGAGUCGCUGCUGCACCGCCCGCUCACCGAGCGGCGCCAGGCGCUGUACGGCGCCCUGGUGGAAAAGCCGGGGGAGCUGGAGUUCGCAUCGGCCAAGACCAGCCGGGAUGUGGAGGAGCUGGAGGGCUUCCUGAACGAGUCGGUGGAGGCGGGCACGGAGGGGCUGAUCGUGAAGACGCUGGCCGACUCGUACGAACCCUCAAAACGCUCCAGCCAUUGGCUCAAGCUUAAAAAGGACUACAUGGAGGGUGUUGGCGACACGUUUGACGUGGUACCGCUGGGGGCGUUCUUCGGCAAGGGCAAACGUACAGGUGUGUACGGCGCCUACCUACUGGGAGUGUACGACCCCGACACUGAGACCUACCAGACCAUCAGUAAGCUGGGAACGGGGUUCAGCGAAGAGCAGCUGGCGCAGCUGGCCGACACCAUGCGGCCGCACAUCAUCCCGCAACCGCGCAAAUACUACAGGUGGAGCGAGGGUCUGGUCCCCGACGUGUGGUUCGACGCGGCUGCAGUGUGGGAGGUGAAGGCGGCGGACCUGUCCAUCAGCCCCAAGCACCAGGCGGCCAUGGGGCUGGUGGACCCAAGCAAGGGCAUCAGCAUCCGCUUCCCCCGCCUCAUCCGCGUGCGUGACGACAAGUCCCCCGAGGACGCCACCACCGCCGCCCAAGUGGCAGACAUGUUCCGGUCGCAGGCCAUCAUCAAGCAGCAGCAGGCUGCCAAGCAGAAGGAGCAGGAGGCGGAGGAGGAAUAGAGGAAGAGCCGGGGGCAGCCCAGGAAGGGGGGGGUGGGGGUGGGGAACGAGAGCAGCUGCUGCUGCUGCUGCAGGAUAUCUGCUAGGGCGGGUGACAUGAUGGAUGCAGGAGUCCCCUCCAUCGAGGGAUGAGGGGGUUCCCGGAAUCUGUUGAUGCUGUUGCUGCGGAUGUUUCCAGUGGCGUGUGAUGCCUGCGCGAUGCCAGUUUGCAUGGCCAGGGGACGCGCAGAGUUACGGCUUGGAGGGCAAUGCACGAAGGUGGCGUGCUUCGCCACCUUGUGCCGAAGCAGCACGAAGUGUUUGUGUUGUUGGGUUUGUCGUAUGCAGGUGUGCGGUGGCUGGUGGGCCUCCAAUGCUCGAUAGUUAGGUAGGCGGUGUUCCCGUAACCGUCCGAACAUCCCCGGCCGGACGCCAGGCGUUGACACUGGCGUUACCACCUACAUCUGGCCGCGGGGAUUCGGAGCUAUGCAGCUAGCCAUACCAGGGCUUUAUACUUGCAUCUGCGUAUAUACCAGCCAGGGCUGUGGAAUGCUUUCACUUAGGUGAUUUAGACGUUAAGGGGUAUAGGCAUUGGCUAGCACCGUGGUCGUAUACAGCGCACAAGCACACAUAACGCGCAAAGACACCCCGACUAGCGAACUCUGUUUGUGCAUCCUGCUAACCGCCGCUACCGUCAGCCUGAUGGAACCCGCAACGCGGUUCCUGCCCCACCACGACAAAACUCGUUCGCUACUUCGCUUAUAACACAAGUGCUUGCACCUG